This is a messenger RNA of Loxodonta africana (African savanna elephant), 2527 nucleotides long. It is a transcript of the gene RELB, whose product is annotated as RELB proto-oncogene, NF-kB subunit. The transcript is spliced from 14 exons. The record is from RefSeq and is a predicted model, not a curated record. Lineage: Eukaryota; Metazoa; Chordata; Mammalia; Proboscidea; Elephantidae. Gene Ontology annotation, molecular function: DNA-binding transcription factor activity, RNA polymerase II-specific; RNA polymerase II cis-regulatory region sequence-specific DNA binding. Gene Ontology annotation, cellular component: cytoplasm. Bases 1 to 2133 code for a protein of 710 amino acids. Gene Ontology annotation, biological process: response to cytokine; canonical NF-kappaB signal transduction; positive regulation of transcription by RNA polymerase II.
AUGGGUAGGCCGAUUGUCCCUAAGCAGGCCUCAGUUGUCUCGGCCAGAGCAAUGGGCAGCGGCGCCAGCCGGCCCCUCCCCCCGGCAGCGCCGGGGAAUUCCGCUGCCCCGCCCCCGCCUGCCGCCGCCCGGUUCGGCCCGGCGCCCCCCGCCGCCCUGGGCACCGCGAGUCCAGCCGGGCCCGCGGUCCCAGCCCCUGCGCCGCUCGUACGAGCAGCGAUCGUUCGCUGGACUGUGCCGCCUGGCCGUCCGGACUCCCGGCCUGACUGCGUGCGUGCUCCAGUCCGGCCGGCCUCUGGGUCCUCAGUCCCCGCCAGCUGGGCCAUGCCGAGCCGCCGCACCGCCAGACUGCCCGCUGAGCCGGAGCUGGGACCUUUGGGGCCUACUGACCUUUCCUCGCUCUCGCUGGCAGUUUCCAGGACCACGGAUGAAUUGGGUGAGUAUCAAAAGGAGAUUAUCGACGAGUACAUCAAGGAGAACGGCUUUGGCCUGGAGGGGGCGCCAGCGGGCCUGGGAGAGGGGCUGCCGCGCCUGGUGUCGCGCGGGGCGGCCUCCCUGAGCACGGUGACCCUGGGCCCCGUGGCGCCCCGGCCCCCGGCCACGCCGGCGCCCUGGGCCUGCCCCCUGGGCCGGCUCGUGCCCCCUGCCCCGGGCCCAGGCCCGCGGCCGCACCUGGUCAUCACGGAGCAGCCCAAGCAGCGAGGCAUGCGCUUCCGGUACGAGUGCGAGGGCCGUUCGGCCGGCAGCAUCCUGGGCGAGAGCAGCACGGAGGCCAGCAAGACGCUGCCCGCCAUAGAGCUUCGGGACUGCGGAGGGCUGCGGGAGGUGGAGGUGACAGCGUGCCUGGUGUGGAAGGACUGGCCUCACCGGGUCCACCCCCACAGCCUUGUGGGGAAAGACUGCACUGAUGGCGUCUGCAGGGUGCGGCUCCGGCCUCACGUCAGCCCCCGGCACAGCUUUAACAACCUGGGCAUCCAGUGUGUGAGAAAGAAGGAGAUUGAGGCCGCCAUUGAGCGCAAGAUCCAACUGGGCAUCGACCCUUACAACGCUGGGUCCCUGAAGAACCAUCAGGAGGUGGACAUGAAUGUUGUGAGGAUCUGCUUCCAGGCCUUGUAUCGAGACCAGCAGGGACAGAUGUGCCGGAUGGACCCUGUGCUCUCCGAGCCCGUCUAUGACAAGAAGUCCACAAACACGUCAGAGCUGAGGAUCUGCCGGGUCAACAAGGAGAGCGGGCCGUGUACUGGUGGUGAAGAGCUCUACCUGUUGUGUGACAAGGUGCAGAAAGGUAAACGCAGGAUACAGUUCUUCCAUCAGGACAGCCUCUUCCCAGUCAUGCUCGCAGAGGACAUAUCGGUGGUGUUCAGCACGGCCUCCUGGGAAGGCCGGGCCGACUUCUCCCAGGCUGAUGUGCACCGCCAGAUUGCCAUCGUGUUCAAGACACCACCCUACGAGGACCUGGAGAUCACUGAGCCUGUGACCGUCAACGUCUUCCUGCAGCGGCUCACCGACGGGGUCUGCAGCGAGCCACUGCCUUUCACCUACCUGCCUCGGGACCACGACAGCUACGGCGUGGACAAGAAGCGGAAACGAGGGAUGCCUGAUGUCCUUGGGGAGCUGAACAGCUCUGACCCCCACGGCAUUGAAAGCAAACGGCGGAAGAAAAAGCCGGCCUUCCUGGACCACUUCUUGCCCAGCCACGGCUCAGGUGGGUCCCAGCUCUGUACCAGCCCCCUGGAGUGGGCUGAGGGCACCUUCCUCCCGCCCUCAGCCCUGCUGCCGGACACAGACUUCUUCCCCGGCUCAGUGUCCUUGCCCGGCCUGGAGCCCCCGGGCGGGCCCGACCUCCUGGAUGACAACUUUGCCUACGACCCCACGGCGCCCACGCUCUUCACCAUGCUGGACCUGCUGCCCCCGGCGCCGCCACUUGCCAGUGCUGUCCCUGGCAGCGGGAGCGCGGGGGCCGCGGUCGGGGAGCCCCCCGGCCCCGAGCCGCUGACGCUGGACUCAUACCAGGCCUCGGGCCCCGGGGAUGGGGUCACCGCCAGCCUUGUGGGCAGCAACAUGUUCCCCAACCAGUACCGCGAGGCGGCCUUCGGGGGCGGCCUCCUGUCCCCCGGACCCGAGGCCACGUAGCCUCCGGGGAGCCGGCGGAGCAGAAGCACUGGGUGGGGAGGGUGGUGGAGGGACUGGCGUUCAGCCCCACCCCGGGCUGCCCUGGGGCGGUCUGCAGACCUCCUCAUCCCAUCUGAAUUGGACAUCUUCAGCGCUUGGCAAGGAGCCCUGGUCCGGAGAUGGGGAUCUCCUUGAGCCCAUUCUACAAAUGAGAAAGCUGAGUCCGGAAAGGAAAAAGGACCUGCCCCCCCAUACCACUGGUUUGUUAAAGCUGCCUGGCCCCUCACACUUGGGGGCACCUUCUCCAGCCGGAUUGGGAGUAGGGGGCAGAUCCCUGGCUGUCCUUCCCCAGGCCUGAAGGUGCGGGGGCAGUUUGCUUGUUCAGAGUCUUCCCAAUAAAGAUGAGUUUUUGAGC